This is a messenger RNA of Durusdinium trenchii, 1834 nucleotides long. The record is from the annotation of a GenBank genome assembly. NCBI's taxonomy places the organism in Eukaryota, Dinophyceae, Suessiales, Symbiodiniaceae.
CUCGAAAGCGUGGCAAGCAACCACCUGCAUUCGCCAUGGCGGACUCCGAGAUUCCGAGCAGCAGCUCCUCUCCCUCGAUGGCAGCUCGUGAGUCCAGUUGGCGUGAGUGGUCCAAACGUGAAAAUGGAGAAAAUGGCUACAAGUUUGGUGACUUCUCCCGGGGGCUUCUACAUCAAAUGAAGGUUGGGGUUCGGGACUUUAAGCACAAGGUCUCGGACACGGCACUCACCUUCAAGGAGAACAGUGAGAACCGCACCGUGGAGUAUGUGCAAAAACUGGCAGCCACCGAUGAAGCCGUGCAGGACAUGGCGCAGAGUUUGGACGGCACGAACGCCUCCACCGUGGCGGAGCGCUUUUGGAAGGAGCUUUGCAAGGCUGCUCACACCGACCAUGCGGAGCAGAUGGAUGAGACCAUGACGGAGGAAUCGUCUGGACUGCUGCAAGUGGAGGUGCUCAGCGCUGGUACCGACGAUCGACCAUUGCUGCGCAGCGACAAGGUCCGGGCGGAGAAGCCCGUGGUGCUGGUGAGUGCGGGGGAAAGACGAAGCAAAGCGCUGAAAGAGGGGAAGGCGGCCAAGUUCCAGGUCUUCGAAAUCCUGGGUGCAGAUUUGCUGAUCUUCACCUUUGACAGGGCCAGCUCCAAGUUCGAGUUGGGUGUGGAGGAGAAGGCUUUCUGUGGUGGCUGCGUGCUGCCUUUGUGCGCGAUCUUGCAGCCGGAGCACAAUAGUGGCCUUGGCGUUGCUCUGGAGAGCAGCCUGAGACAGAACAGCUUUGGAGUCACGCUGCAGCUACAGCUCCUGCCCUUGCCACUGCUGCGAACCCGGCGCAAGCUGCAGCGGGGCGACCUGUCGGGCGUGAAGAUGCCACAGGAGAAGCUGGGCCAUGUCAUUUUGAAGCUUUCGCUGCAUCUGAAGGAGAGCCCUGCGAGUCUCUACUUCCACCCACGCGUGUUGGACGUGGACUGUGCUGAAAGCAAAGGCCAUGUGAGCGACCCCUUCAGCGUGAUCCGCGCGGUGGGGAUGGCGCUGGUGAGAGUGCAGUCGGCGCUGAAGCUGGACCUUUGGAAGGCUGCCAUUGAUGAAAUGCGAGAGAAUGUGUUGAUGAGUCCCAUCUUGAUCCUUUGGUGGACCUUCGCGAUGCUGCGAGCGCCACUCUGGACCUGGCCCUUCCUCUUGAACUUCUUCCUGGGGCUCUUUGCUUGGACCCUGCGUCAAUGUCAUGAGCAGAGAACCUGGAGACGUUUGUACAUCGAUGAAGACGGACAGAAAGAGGAUCCUCCGGAUGUGGUGAAGGAGGCGGUGAAGGCGUCGUUGAAGAUGAUGCAACUCACCGAGAACUUGAACAAAGCUGCUGCUCAGAUUGAGAAGCUUCGCUUCGUUCUCAACUUGGAAGACCGAUGCUUGUCCAGUAUUUGCUUGAUGCUCUCCUUGGUCUUCUGUCUACCACUCUGUCUGGCGAGCUUGGUGGCGCAAUGGAUCUGCUCCAGUGGCCUUUGGAGGUACUUGCUGUGGAUUCCGGGAUCGAUACUCUUCUUGCCUAAGGCGAUGCGCUUGGUGAUCUUCCAAGAGUUGCAAAGGGCCCAAGACCUGAAACAACAGCUGCUGGGCGACGAGUUGGGCAGGAGGAUGGCAGGCUUUUGGCAGCGAAUCCCAGACGAGACCGAGGCCUCUCAUCUCUACCUCUUCAAGCACUACGUCUUCCACAGCAGACAGUGAGCUCGAUUGUUUUGAACUGGUGGGCUCUUGUACAAAAACCAUUAUGCAGAUACGAUACGGAUGGUCAGAACGUCCGAUGACUUUUUGGAUCUUUUGGGAUGGUUUUGGUACUUGCCGAC